CCUGCAUGCUCUCUAUAGUCUCUCUCCCCCCGGCCUGCAUGCUCUCUCUCCCCGGCCGGCCUGCAUGCUCUCUAUAGUCUCUCUCCCCCCGGCCUGCAUGCUCUCACUCCCCCGGCCUGCAUGCAUGCUCUCUCCCCCCGUGCAAUGCCCCCGGGGUGCACACAAUGUCUGCCUGCUGUCACCGCCUCAUGCUGGCGGGCAGCACAUAGAAGGUGCCGCCCUGUAUACCGUGCUAUUCACGUUACAGGAGGGACAUUAUUAAUGGGAUAACGCCCAGCGUGUUGCAGUGAUUAGAGGAGUUAUUUAACUCUCCUGUAGGAUAUCAUUUAUAUCACAGGGCUGGCCGUGCACUGCUUAUCCGCAUGGUGGAAGUGACAUGUCCAGGAAACAAUGGUGGAUUUUCCAACUCUAAAUCCCUGAUCACCCUGUAUAAAGUAUUACCAUCACAGCCAUAGCAUGAGACCCCUCAUUUUUAUUGUUUUGGUUUAGUAGACACAAGUAAGCAGUCAAUAAUUGGAGCAAGCCAUUCUACUUGCAUAUAAAAUUAUUGAUACAUUUUUUUUCCUUACAUUUCGUAUAGCGACAACUUGGUCAACAUUUUAUUGAUAUUGUGACACACAGGAUCGACGUUAUAAUUUUUUUAAAAUGUUUUAAUGUUGCGUACCAGGUUGAUCAUUUUGAAGCAACAGGCCAAGCACUAUAACCACCAAACAUACACCAUUGCAAGUAAUGAAAUUGUUUAAAGGGAUCCUAUGGUGCCAGGAAAACAAACCUUUCAUGGUAUUAUAGGUUUAAUAGGCCACCCCCCUCCUGCGGGGCUGAAGGGGUUAAAACCCCUUCAGCCACUUACCUGAAUCCAAUGCUGGGUCAGGCUCCACCCACGUUCCUCCCCCACCGUCAGCGUUAUUCAAUGCUUUCUUAUGGGGAUAAUCUGACGCUGGAGGUCCUAAUGUAGAGCGUGAGGACGUCCAACUUCAUAUAACGGACCAAAAGUCAGUUUGGAUUCCAGAAAGCGCCCUCUGUGGCUGUUUGAUAGACAGCCACUGAGAGCAGACAGAGAGCUGCAGUCAUACUCAUUCUCUGGAACUGCAAAUUUUACAUUCCCGCACUAAGUGCAAUAAAGACACAGCACCCAGACCACUUCAAUGAACUGAAGUGGUGUGGGUGCCUACUGUGUCCCUUUAAGAAUGGUGCCACUCCUCUUUACUCUCCUGCUCAGUUAAAGGGACACUACAGGCACCCAUACUACUUCAGCUCAUCGAAGUGGUCUGAGUGCAAUGUCACAUUUCUACUUAGUCCUACAAUGUACAUCAAUGAUUAGCUUGCAGGACUAAUACUACCUCUAGUGGCUCUCAUUAAGACAACCAUUAGAGGCACUUCCUGCUUGCUAGGUGACUUUUGGUCGCCUGACGCCGGACAUCCUCACGUUCUGCAUGAGGACACCCAGCGUCAGCCAAGUCUCCAUAGGAAAGCGUGUGCAUUAGCUCCCUUCUCUUGGGGGAGGCAUGACGCUGAUGGAGAUUACAGCUAAAAUCCAAAGAGUACAUUAAGGGUUUAUUACAGGUUUGUAUUCCUAGUACUAUAAUAUCCAUUUAAGCCCAGUGGUUCAGGCUUAGCUAGCCCUGCACUGCAGGGCUUGGCUUAUGAGAGCUAAUGAAACUGUUGUUUUUGUUUGUUUCUUUAACCCUUUUUCUUUCUAUUUGUUGGCCAGUCCAGUUGUUGUUGUUUGAUAUGAGUUAAUUUAAGCAAGUCACUUUAAUACUAAGAUAGUUUUGUAAUCAAUCCAUUAUAAAACACAUGGUAGAAAAUGUUUAAUUUUCAUGAAAUAUUUUACAGGCAGCCAGCAUCUGCAAAGUGGUACGACAGGAGGGAGUAUGUCUUUAUUGAAUUCUGUGUUGAAGACAGCAAAGAAGUCAAAGUAGACUUUGGAAAAAAUAAAUUAACUUUCAGGUAAGUUGUCAGUUAAUUUGCCAAUGCAAUGCUUUUAACGCCUGGCUUCAGAUAUGAAAUUGGGUCACUGUUCUGUUUUAGUGGGUCGCCAUUGGUAUAUACAGAUGCAACAUAUUCAUUGAGCCGCAUCAGCAAAUGUUUGAGCACAGCUUUUCAUAAUCUUGGCUAUACAUUUAAGACUGCACCUGAUUUUCUGGCAGGGAUUCUUUGUCCCUCCUCCCAAGUUCCUAUACCUGUGCUGUGAAUUGUAUAAAAAACAAGGAAAUAGAGGAACAAAAAAUAAUUACAUAAACAAAACCUGCAAAGUGACAGUGCUGCUUUAAUGGGAUACUAGUCAAAAUAAAAAAAAUCUUUAAAUUGGUUAUAGUGCCUGGAUUCCCCAGACAUUCUUCCUUCACUCUGUGUUAAACCAUUUUAGAGAAUCUGGAGCUGUAACUAAGGCAGACAUUACACUCUUCCUUGUAGUCAAACCCUAUACCAGGGGUAGGCAACCUUUUAGCAGCACUGUACCGAUAUAGGAUUGUGAUGUGCCGGUCCUAUUUUUUUAAAAUUAAGGUGUGUAUGCUGCCGUAUUCUGCUUAUUUUUACUGCAGUUGCUUUGCAUCGUUGUAUUUGUGUGUAUAUAAGCUAUUAUAUUGUAUAUGUUCAUUAGUAGUUUAUGGUAUUGUGUAUGAUACAUAUGAAUGUGGGCUGUGUAUGAGGGCUGCUUGUGGAAUUGUGUGUGGAUGGAUAUGUCACAUUGUGUUUGGUAGUGUGUGUGUGGGCUGUUUGGGGUAUUGCAUGUAAGAGGCUGCAUGUGGGGUUGUGUGCAUGUAUGGGGAUUGUUGGGUUACGUUUGUGCAGAUUGUGUGUAUGUUUGUGUGUGGGCUGUUCGUAUUAUUUGUAUAAGGGGAGGGUUAUUUUUCAUUUUCUGUGUUAUGAAUGUAAAUUAGUGAAAUGUCUAUUUACUGUGUAUACCUGUAUUCAAUAUCUACUCAAAAUGGCUGCUAGAGCACCACCUCCCACCGACUAACUACCUUGUGUAAUAAGAUGGCGCCUACUUCCGGAGUAAAAUCCCGGGAUGAUGGUGACAUCACGCCUCGUAGGAUGUGCAUUAGAUAAGACACUUAACACCUAACCAAUUAAAGAUGUACUCUCUGUUAUCUACAUUUUUGCAUAUGAUGUAUUUUUGCCUUUUAUAAGGGGCUUGCCACCCCCUGAGUAAACACUCCAAAGUUUUUCAUUAACCUGAUACCUGUGUCUCAGUGUAAUUUACUUCAGAGCGUGCACCCAUUUAUUUUAACAAUUUGGAAAGGAGCAGAUACUCAGAUAAAAACUUGGUUUGAUCCACAAUAUCUGUGUAUAUCUAGCAGUAUGGUUGGCUUCCCUGGGUUCCAGUGGGGACCAGGCUGGCCUGGUACAGGUCAAAGACUGCAGCUGCAGGCUGCUCUACUAUGUUGUGGAUUCCCAUUCACAAGUGCUUGGAGGAAGUGAUCUGAGAUCAUUUCCUCUAUGUGCUGCAAUGCUUACAUUGAGGAUUGUCCUUCACCACCUCUUCAAUUAGCAGAUAUUUGAAGUUUUACUGUGAUUCCUGAUAGGCCAGAGCCUGUUUGGCUCUAGCAGCCUUGAGUGCCGUGCAAAGACACCUUGAGUGCCGUAGGUUGCCUACCCCUGCCCUAUACCAUCAGUUGGAGCUCUGCUAGGCCAAAAGCAGUCAGCUGACCCUCUCAACCAAUUAUAGCUACCCAUUGCUUCAGGAAUGGACUGCUGGGGACUCUUUUAGCAUCAAAACUAAAAAACUGUUUAAUGCUGAAUACAAUUAUGGCACCAGGGGAUUACAGACUCCAUAACCUGUUCAAUGAGAUGAAGCAUAUUUGGUGCCUACAUUGUCUCUUUAACCCCUUAAGGACCAAACUUCUAGAAUAAAAAGGGAAUUAUGACAUGUCAUAUGUCUUUAAGGGGUUAAUUAAGACGCUGUGGUUGUUCUAAUGGGAACAGUACCCUUGUGCCGUUUCCUGCUAGUGGAUCAGACCGUUUUACCAUGGUUUGCCACCUACCUCGGUUUCAUCAGAAGCAGAGCCAGAAAGAAAACCUCAUGCUCUUGUUCCACACGUGCUAGUGAAACCUACUUACCACUUCCAGCUAGCUUCAGUAUCUUCGUAUCUGCCCUAAUAAAACACGUGCACCAUGAACACUACUUCAAAACACUAAUGUAGUUACGUUGCCUGGAGUAACCCUUUAACCCCUUCACGGUUGUUGACGGUUCAGGACCGUCACCGGCCCUCAAGGGUGACUUGCCCGAUCGCUGUCGCUCCAAGUGUGGGGAGAUUGCCUGGCAGCCCAGACAGUCUCCCCUAGGUGAAUUAGGACCGCGCGGCUAUGUGAUCACUCACAUGGCCACAAUAGGUGCCAAGUAUCUGCCCGCAGGGGGACUGUCUGUGCUGACAGGCAGUCUCCCUGCAUGUGUAAAAUGAAAAAUGUUAAGAGGGGGAUAUUAAAAUUUUUAUAUAUAUAUAUAUAUAUAUAUAUAUAUAUCUAUAUAUAAUUUUUUUUUUUAUAUAUUUCAUAUUGAGUGUAUUUUUAUAUACAUAUAUUAAUAUAAAAAUACACUUAUUAAAUUACACGGGUGUGUAUAUAUAAUUUUAUAUAUAUAUAAUAAAAUAGAAAUAAGUAAAUUAAAAAACGUAAAAAUUAUAAAAUUAUAUAUGAAAUUUUAUUCUAACCGUGUUUUGAUAUUUAUAUCAAAAUACACUUAGAAUGAAAUUAUAUACAUCUAUGUAUAUAUAAAUAAAUCAAAAUAAUACGUGUAUAAUUUCAUAAAUAUACACGUAGACUUCAAAUAUAUAAAUAUGUAUUUAAGUUCUACAUGCGUAUUUAUGUAUUAUUUUUACAUAAUCAAGUAAUUUUAUUGAUUGCAAUUUGACGGACCUGCCUGACAACCCAGGCCGAAAGUCCAGGGAAUUUAAUUUGCUAGCAACGUAUUUAACUCUGUAACUUUCUAUGACACCCUAAAACCUGUUAAUGGGGGGUAUUGUUUUACUCGGGAGACUUUGCUGAACACAAAUAUUAGUUUCAAAACAGUAAAACGUAUCACAACAAUUACAUCAGUGAAAGUGCAGUUUGUGUGUGAAAAAUGCAAAAAGUCACGUUCCCUGACAUUUACUGUUGUUUCCCUGAUGUUUUACUGUUUUGAAACACUAAUAUUUGUGUUCAGCGAAGUCUUCCAAGUAAAACAGUACCCCCAUGUACAGGUUUUAUAGUGGUUUUGAAAGUUACAGGGUCAAAUAUUUUUACAUUGAACAUUGCCAGGUUGGUUAUGUUGCUUUUUUUGAGAGCGUAUGGUAGCCCAGGAAUUAGAAUUACCCCCAUGGUGGCAUACCAUUUGCAAAAGAAGAUAACCCAAGGUAUUGCAAAUGGGGUAUGUCCAGUCUUUUUUAGUAGCCACUUAGUCACAAACACUGGCCAAAAUUAGUGUUCAAUUUAGUUUUUUGCAUUUUUCACACACAAAUAUUAACUAACUUUGGCCAGAGUUUGUGACUAAGUGGCUACUAAAAAAGACUGUACAUACUACCCCAUAUUGAAUACCCUGGGUUGUCUAGUUUUUUUUUCAUUAGUUUUCGUAGGUAAGUAAAAGAUUUUUCAAGCAAAAGUAAAAAAAAAAAAAAAAAUUUUUCGUCAUAUUUUUUUUUUUCGCCAUAUUUAUUUAUUUAUUUAUUUUUUAAAGUAAAUUAUGACAUGAUACAAAUAAUGGUAUGUAAAGAAAGCCCUUUUUGUCCUGAAAAAAAAUAUAUAUCUUGUAUGGAAACUGUAAAUGAGAGAGAGGAAAAUUACAGCUAAACACAACAAAAAUUUUAAAACAGUCCUGGUCCUUAAUGUACAACAUGGCCAAAACAGUCCGGUCCUGAAGGGGUUAAAUGUGUGUGUUCACUAAACCGCAUGUUGUGGUUACUGCAGAAUCCACAUGGGAAGAACUAGGGCCAAAAUAGCAAGUUUGAAUAAACUUGGUCGUCAAAUAACUAGUGCUGUGUUCUUUUGGAUUAAACCCUUUGAAGGUGAUGCUAUAUGUUAAUGCAGGUAGUAGCACUGUAGAAUUUGAAGGAAAGCUGUAUGUAAGCAUCUGUUAAAGGAACACUAUAGCGUUAGGAAUACAAAUAUGUAUUCCUAGCGUUGUAGAACCUUAGUCAUCGAAUGUGCAUCCGCGGCCAGAGGCGAGUGCGCAUUCAAACCCACUCAUAGGAAAGCAUUAGUCAGUGCUUUCCUAUGGGGAUCUUUUUUGACACUGGACUCCGCGAGGGCGUCCAUUGUCAAAUAAGUGCGAUUUACUAUGUGUAAAUCGGGGAGGCAGCCUCUAGUGGCUGGAUUAACCCUGCAGUGUAAACAUAGCAGUUUCAAACUAUGUUUUCAGCUGCAGGGUUAAAACUACGGGCUGAAGUGGUCCUUGAAGCAAGAAAAUAUGCAUUUCAGUUUUUCAUUGGUUUGUUAACCAGCAUUGAUUGCAGUGAAUUGUCGUCAUACUUUUUCCCUUUGAAAGAUGUGUUGGUCCACCAUGUCUAGCAGCAGACCCGUUCCACAAUUCGUUCUACUUAGCAGCUGGGCACACGUUUUAAAGGGACACUAUAGUCACCAAAACCACUUUAGCUUAAUAAAGCAGUUUUGGUGUAUAGAUAAUGUUUCAGAAGUCUCACUGCGGAAUUCUCUGCCAUUUAGCACUAGUCACAUUUCACUGGCUGUGACUCAAACGGACUGCGUAAAAAAGGUUUCAAUUACAUGUAACUUACUUUAAAGGUUUUUAGCUUCUGCUCUGUAAAUUGAACUUUAAUUACAUACCGGAGACUCCUGCAAAGUCUAGCAAGUGCAGGAGAAAAAAAUCUAAAUGUAAACAGUUUGCAAUAAAGUUAGUGUAAACAUUAGAUUACUUUUCAUGUGUUUAAAAAGGCACUUGCAGGGAGGUGUGACUAGGGCUGCAUAAACAAUGUGAUUUACUUUGCCUAAAGGCAGCAAUUUCAGCUGUAAGACUGCAGGGGCACGAUCUAUACACUGAAACUAGUUCAUUAAGCUAGUUGUUUUGGUAAAAAUAGUGUACCUUGAACAUCUGCUAUGCAAAUUGCUCAGUUAUUUUUGUUCUCUUAUGUUCCAAUAGAAAUAUAUUGAUGUAUGUCUUAUUGAAAAUAUCAUGAAAUGUCUGUGUCCUUGGAGAAUGAACAAAAUAAAGAAUUGAGAAAGAAAGAGCUGUUGGUUUCAAUUGUUGUUACUACACUUAGAGCGAUGAGUCAAGUAUCUUAUGACCAAGCAAAUUGUCAGGUCUUUGUAGUAAUUUGUCCCAGUGGGGUUUUGCGUAACAUUCAGUUGAAGAGGAAUACUAAUUAAUAACAUUGCUACUUCUGUAUAGCCCCAUAAUGAUGAGGCCUCCAGGUUUACUUCACGCAGAUGUUUGUAAAUUAAUGGAUGUCACGUUUAUCAAGCUACAGGUUUUGUCACGUGUAGAAAAAAUACAGAAGACAAACUAGUCCCUACUUUAUGUCUUAUAGAGAAAUACAUCCAAAAUUAAGAAAAUAAAAGAUUCUCAAAGAGGAAACAAUAGGAGAAAGGUACAUUUGAGGUGACAGACACUUUGAAUGUAAUGUUUUGUUUGUGUUAGGCUCAUUAAAUAUCAGUCAAGAGGAAACGUUGACUUCCUGGUGUGGGAUGUUUGUGUCUAGAUAAAUGUUUGGUGUACAUUUCAAUUUGCCUUUUUCUUAUUUUGCAGUUGUCUUGGAGGAGCAGAUAGUCUUAAACAUUUAAAUGAAGUUGAGCUUUUUCAGUCCAUUGACCCAAACGUAAGUGGUUCUACUUUCUUUAGAGGGAUGGUUUUAGUUUUCCAUAUCCAUCCAAUCCACUAUUUAGACAUACUGGUUUUUUUUUUGGUUUUUUUUUGUCGUCUGUUGUGGGGGGGAGGGGGGGCAUAGGGGUAAUGAUACAAAUCAAAUGUAUUUUAAUUUUUUUGAUCUCUUGUGGUUUUAGUAGGUUUUUAUCAAAAUCUGGAGGUUUUGUGUAUGCUGCACUUAAAGGGUCACACUAAGCACCAUUACACCUUUGUGGAAUUGGAAGAUUGGUAUUGCACAGAGCAGUCUGAGCCAGCUCUCAACUUUGAGUUGUUUAAAACUGAAGAAAUGUCUCAAUAUCACUGCAGCUCAAAGACUAUCCCUUAAUUGUGCAGCCUGCAGGAAAACCUAUGGAUUGUAAUUUUGACCUGGGAGCAGAGUGUGCUCAGUCCAAGUUGUGCAUGCAGUGUGCAAACUGUCCCGCACUCAUAGUUUUAUGUCCUCCCUGCAGAGUUGCAGACCAAGGCACAAUGCCUCUUUCGCUCCUAGAAGAAAGAGACAUGCUGCAAACUGUUGAGAACCGCUCAGUUUAGUGAACUGGCUACAAAAGUACAAAUCUAUUGCAGCUGUUAAAAAACCAAAAAAAACCCCAUCAAGCGGUGCAUUAAGGGAAACUUUUAAGGUGCUUUAACUUGGGGGUUUGCAUUUUGUUUUUAAAUGCAUUAUCCUUAUUUAAAUAAAACACAACUUUAUAAAUUGCUGUCGACCUUUCUUUCUCUUCGCAGGAGUCUAAACAUAAAAGAACAGACAGAUCUGUGUUAUGUUGUUUACGAAAAGCAGAAUCUGGUCAGUCAUGGCCAAGGAUGACGAAAGAAAAAGCAAAGGUAUUUUCAGUGUAUCAUAUGUAAAAUGUUUUACUAUAGUUUUGUUGCUUGGGGUUCCUGACCUUGGCAUAGAUGCAUGUUAAGCAUGGCUUUCUGCAAAAAUAACAAAGUAAUUUUUAAUGCAUUGAAUACAAAUUUCUUGCAGCUUAACUGGCUCAGUGUUGAUUUUAACAAUUGGAAAGAUUGGGAGGAUGACUCUGAUGAAGAUAUGUCAAAUUUUGAUCGGUUCUCAGAGGUAAAUUACAAACUAUUUUACAGUGUGUUUCUAAAUGUCUUAUUGUCUGUACUUUAAUAUUAAUAUUUUCCCUUGUAGAUGAUGAAUAACAUGGGAGGAGAUGAAGAUGUAGAUUUACCAGAAGUAGAUGGUGCAGAUGAUGUAAGUUGAACAGUUUGCCUCUUAUGUUCCUUGCAUCAACUGAGAAUAGAACACUAAUAGAGGAGUUGUGACUUGUACCUUUACAGAGAAAAGUCCUUCCUGUUACUUUUUUUUUGGGGGGGGGGGAUUCUAGUGUUGGAUAGGUCUAGACUGGUACAUUGGGGAUGUUGUAUAAAAAGUGUGCUGUUUAGAAAAGCAGUCUAAAGAAUUAAAUGUGAGGCAAGCAUACUUAUCCAUAACGAAUUCAAAAAAAAUGAAACCAACCUCUUACCAUAAAGAUCAGCUUAAAGUAGUCACUGUUUAAUUAUAGAGUUUUCUGUUCUACUGUUGUACUGUGUAUUUUACUUUGCUGUAUUUUAUUGAGAAUAUAUUCUGCAUUUAGAGAGCAAUACACCUUGCCUACUUCUCAAUGAGCUCCUACGGUCCAGUUUUUAUGAGGCAGAGUAAUUAAGUCCCUUACUUGUUCAGUGUCUGUUCUGUGCUUAUGUUUGCAGAACAGUCCUUCCUUGUUUUUCUGAAUAUUUUUAUUUUUUUUCUUCAAAUUACUUUAGGACUCACCUGACAGUGAUGAUGAAAGUAAGUAAUGCAACAUGUUAACGGUCACAUAAAAUGCAGUUUAGAAAUGCACCUGACCUAAAUCCAUCUAAAUUAUUUUUUUUUUCUUUUUGUUUCUUUCAGAAAUGCCUGAUCUUGAGUAAGAAGCAGACACCGUUUUGGGGGAAGGGAUGGGAGGGUGGAUGGGUAGAAAAAUAUUUCCUCUUGCUCUGCAACAAAUGCCGAUACCCAAGUUGUAAAUACAGUUACUGAAAUACUUCCAGUCAGCUUUUUUUUUUUUUUUGUCUUUUGUCUAUUUUCACCAAUUGGCAUUCACCAAAGGUAGAGAUUGCUCGUACUGGACAUUUGAUCAAAUUUCCCACCGCAGUGCUUCUAAUAUGUUUAGUACACUUGAAAGGGAAGUAAUACUAUAAAUUAAGAACUAGCUAUUAAUGCCUGAAUCAGACUGCAAAUUAAAUUUUUUCUAAAUUAGUAAUAUAAUAUUAAACAGUUUGUAGAAUCAAACAUCCUGCUUUCUUCGCAAAAUACAGUUGAGUUAAUUUAAUGGAAUUGGUUUAUGGUUAACUUGAUAUAAUAGCACUAAAUCGGAUAUCAAUACUGCUGCAUAAGCAUAGGUUUACAUUAUAUCAGUGUACCUUUAUAGACAUUGCUAUUACGUUAUCUACAUUUUUAUAAAGUCUGCUAGACUAUACAAGUGACAGCUCUCCAGCUUUAUGCUGCUAUUGUAAUGUAUUUAGAUUUUGCCACUCUAGAUGAGCAUACUGUUGCAAUUAACACCUUCUGAAACAGUUAAGCAUCAGUAUAUAUGUAGUGUCCCUUUUAAUUGUGACAUGUUUAUUUUGCACAUCUGUGAUCGCUGAUGUCUCAUGGUUGUAUGUGAGGAGUUUUUUUGUUUUGUUUUCUGCCUAGCGUUACUAUAUUAGUUUGUAAAUUAAAUGCUAACGGUAUACAAUCUUGGAACAAGUAUGAAUGAUUUUUUGCACCCUCAAUUGCCCCCCUCCCCCACCCCUCCCCACUGAUUAAAGCCACACCAGAGUAAACUUUAGUAGUUUCUUAGUUCACAUAAGAAAGGACAGAAAAUAGAACCCUGAAAUUAGUAUAAUUAAUACUACCUACCCUUUUAUCUGGCAGGCUUUGUAACUAUCCCCAAUAAAAUAGGGGAGAGAAUAUAAACACUGCUGUGCUUUAACCUGGUAAAUUUAAAUAUUGGGGGAAAAAAAACGUUUUAUAUAACGAGUCCAAAUAGCAACUAGAAAGAGAAAUCAAGUUACAUUUGUGGGAUCCCUCCAUUAAAUCUGCCCAUGCAAACAAGUAAAUGAUAGGUAGACGAGAGUGGGCAGAAUUAUUUAUACUAAUUGGCUGCCACGGCUUGAUAAGGAAAUACAAUUUUAAAGUGGCUCUAGUGCUUUUAUUACUCGUGCAGCUCAACAUAGUUCCAGUGGAGUAAACUCUGGACUUACUCCAAUGUGGUGGUUAUGGCUUAUUGCUCUUUAAAGUGCCCUAGCACUUUAUCUAUGCAUGAAGUGCCUCAUUAUUUACUAGCCAUGUGACAUCAACAUUCACUUUUACACUCAGUGUUACUUACGAGAUUUGACUGCAUUAUAUCAAGAGAAUACAUUAACCAAAAAAAGUCUUAGUUUUAUUUAAAUGUAAUUAAGCAAUGUUUUGAUGCAGACCAAAACCCUCGACCUAUCUUAAAAACCUAAUUUAUGUGGUUUCAAAUCUGCCUUUAAUGACUUCAAAACUGUGGCUUCUGAAUUUGGCUUAAGGGCACACUCCUAGAACCAUAACAACUAUAGCUUAUUGUAGGGUUAAGGUACUUGGAGCUAUGGGUGUAGCCUCCAUAUGCUUGGAAGGGAGAGUGCGGUGUUGUUUUUUGUGUGUGUUUUUUGGGAAAAAAAAAAAACCUGAGAAUUCCCUGAACUCAAAGUUCACCGGUUACGAAUAUAACAAGGCAGUGUUGUGCCCUUGUUACUUGUAUAGGUUAGCUGGAAUUGGCCAGCUCAGAUACAUUUUAGCCUUCUCAAUGCUACCUAGUUUACACCGGUUAUGGUGCUGGUAAAAUUGUUAACCGUGAUCUAGAAUGACCGAAUCCUUAGUUACAAGUACACAUAUUUUCAAACUGAGGAAGUGAAACAAUCAUGGCUGAUAGAGUGGGUUUUUAGUGCAAGGAAUCCUUCAUUAACAGGAUGGGACUGGGAGUGUCACUUUGAGGUUCAAUCUGUUUACAUUUUGUGCAUAUUUCAUUUAAUGUAUUUGAUUAUGCACAUUGCAGACAUAUUGGUUGUUUUUCUAUGAAACAUCUCAAGCCGCCCAAUGAAAAUACCUAAACACUUGUUCUAGUUUGACCCUUUGGUAUCUCUACCUUUUUGCAGUGUAUGGCCACCUACCUGUACAUUGUCCUCUCAUCAGUCUGUACAUUUAGACCAAAUUGUAUUUGCACUGUCAGUAUAUAUUAAAAAUGGAAAGAGUAACAAUGUUAAUACACUAUUCUGUUGUGGUUUUUUUGGGGAUGAGAACUUUUUGAAAGUUGUGGGAUUAUCUUUUUCUUUUUGUCUACAUUAUUUCUAAUAAACUGUUAAGAGACCUCACGGUUUUUGUUCAAUGUGUUGAAGCUGUUUUAUGGAUUUUGUGUUAAGUUAAGAUAAAAGGAAAUGAUAAAAUCAGGUUGUAAUUUUCUAAAAAUAUGUAUACAAAAGAAUAAUGUAAAUCACGUUUUGUGACUGGGGAGUCGCUGGCUGAGCGUAUUAGCAGACUCCUCUCCAAUUAGUGGCGGCAUUUUGCUUUUCCUUAAUCUGAAAAUUCAGAAGCCAGGUAAGGAGUGGAGAUCACUGGCACUGGUAAGAGUACAUCUGGAGGUCUCCUGGCACCAUAACGUAAUUUAUAGAGUUGUUUUGGUGCCUGGAGUGUCCCUUUAACUCAAUGAAAUGUGCCAUGUUGUGUGCUGGCUAGGAUGUAAAAAGACUCCAUGACUAGUCCGAUAUAGCAAACUGCUCCUGCAUCUUCUGACUGGAGGCAGAUACAACUUCCAUUGAUCUCAUUAAGUGUUUUGUGUGUAGUCAGGGUGACUGGUAUGUUAUUGAAUCCAGGUAUGCUUCCCUCUACCCCAGAAAACAUUGAAGAUCAUGGGCAGUGAGCAAGGAUUUAUAGCACAUAAGCAGUAUGUCCUAUUUCUAAAUCAUCAACAGUAUUCCCUAUUGUAGUAUAUGCUGGUGUAUACUUUCACACAUCAGUGUAGCCAUUUAUUAAGCUUUUGUUGCAUUUGUACAUUGUGACCAUGUUUAAAAUACCUUCGUUCAUAUAUAAAGAGGCAUGCAUAAAAUUGACAUUGGAGAUAUGUACAAUGUUUGUAUAUCUUACCUGUGUGUAGAAUGUGAAUUUACAUGCACUGUGUGUAGUGUAGCUUAGCUGCAUCUAUUUAGGACCUCUUUUCAUGUUACUUUACCGUCCCUACUGUAUGUUGGAUUGUGCAAUCCAUUUCCUUGUACAUACUAUAAACCAGAUGAUGUUUGGAUCAAGUAAAC
Molecule: messenger RNA, 13069 nt
Organism: Pelobates cultripes (western spadefoot toad)
Lineage: Eukaryota; Metazoa; Chordata; Amphibia; Anura; Pelobatidae
Source: the annotation of a GenBank genome assembly